Molecule: messenger RNA, 2030 nt
Organism: Tauraco erythrolophus (red-crested turaco)
Lineage: Eukaryota; Metazoa; Chordata; Aves; Musophagiformes; Musophagidae
Source: RefSeq, a predicted model, not a curated record
GUGGCUUUGUUAUUGCAAUGUCCCUCAGUUCUGUGACAGUCUACCUCGGUAUGAAACCACCCAGGUUUUCGGUAGGACAUUGCUUCGCUCUGUUUUUACUGUAAUGAGACGGCAAUUGCUGGAACAGGCCAGACAAGAAAAAGACAAGCUUCCUCAAGAGAAACGAACACUAAUCCUCACCCAUUUUCCAAAGUUUCUGUCAAUGCUGGAAGAAGAAGUGUACAGCCAGAAUUCUCCCAUUUGGGAUCAGGAUUUCAUGGUGUCUAGUUCCCGAACUGGCCAGCUGGGAAUCCAGACAGUUAUCAGUCCUCCUCCUGUCGCAAGAUCCGUUUCAUACAGUGCAAGUCCUUCAUCUCUGGAGCAACCCAACAGUGGGAACAUGAGUCCUGCUUGCAAAGUUUCUUCUGCCCUUGACCCAAACCUAGGUGAAAAGAGAAAAAAUAAUGAACCCUAUUCUCUGGAGGAUUCAAAAAGACCAAGGGUUGUAGGAGAUAUUCCUAUCGAGUUAAUCAAUGAAGUAAUGUCGACAAUUACAGAUCCUGCAGCAAUGCUUGGGCCAGAGACCAACUUCCUCUCGGCACACUCGGCCCGGGACGAAGCGGCAAGGCUGGAGGAGCGCAGAGGGGUGAUCGAAUUCCAUGUGGUCGGCAACUCUUUGAACCAGAAGCCCAACAAGAAGAUCAUGAUGUGGCUGGUUGGUUUGCAGAACGUGUUCUCCCAUCAGCUGCCUCGAAUGCCGAAGGAGUACAUCACACGCUUGGUCUUUGAUCCGAAACACAAGACCCUUGCAUUAAUAAAAGAUGGUCGUGUUAUUGGUGGUAUCUGCUUCCGGAUGUUCCCCUCCCAAGGAUUUACGGAGAUUGUUUUCUGUGCUGUGACUUCCAAUGAGCAAGUCAAGGGUUAUGGGACUCACCUGAUGAACCAUCUGAAGGAGUACCACAUCAAACACAACAUACUCAACUUUCUCACGUAUGCAGAUGAAUACGCUAUCGGCUACUUCAAGAAACAAGGUUUCUCCAAAGAUAUUAAAGUACCAAAAGCAAAAUAUGUUGGCUACAUCAAGGAUUAUGAGGGUGCCACAUUAAUGGGAUGUGAAUUAAAUCCAAGGAUUUCCUACACAGAAUUUUCCGUCAUCAUUAAAAAGCAAAAAGAGAUCAUUAAAAAGCUCAUAGAAAGGAAACAAGCUCAGAUACGAAAAGUUUAUCCUGGCCUUUCUUGCUUCAAAGAUGGAGUACGGCAGAUUCCUAUAGAGAGCAUUCCUGGAAUUAGAGAGACUGGCUGGAAACCAAGUGGAAAAGAAAGAAGUAAGGAGCCCAAGGAUCCAGAUCAACUUUACAGCACAUUAAAAACCAUCCUGCAGCAGGUCAAGAGCCAUCAAAGCGCUUGGCCCUUCAUGGAACCUGUGAAGAGAACAGAAGCUCCUGGAUAUUAUGAAGUUAUAAGGUUUCCCAUGGAUCUCAAAACAAUGAGUGAGCGACUCAAGAAUAGGUACUACGUGUCUAAGAAAUUAUUCAUGGCAGACUUGCAGCGAGUCUUUACAAAUUGCAGAGAGUACAACCCCCCCGAGAGUGAAUACUACAAAUGUGCCAAUAUACUGGAGAAAUUCUUCUACACAAAAAUUAAAGAAGCUGGAUUAAUUGACAAGUGACAUUCUUUUUUACAGCCGAUCAGUGUGCCUACUUUGUGGGCAGGGGAAGCCGUUAAACAUCCUAGUUGUGGGACUUUAAGGUUUCAAGAAACUUCUGUUUAAUACUUAGCACUUUUAAAAACCCUUUCAGUUUUGCAAACAUGUAUUAUACUGAAGUUACAAAAAUUAUUUUAUUAAAAUGCUUUAUAAUGUAUUUAAUUACGGAAAAUUUCUUUUGUGUGCCCAUUACCAUAUAUUCAUAACAAGUUUAUCAACUACAGCCUCAGAAAGCCCACAAAACGUGGGAAAUUGCACAUGUUUGGGAAUAUGAAGAAAAUUCCCAGACAAUAGAUGUUAUACCUUACCUAAUGCAGUACCUAUUUGAUGAAGUGUUUUUUUUUUU